UGUCAGAAAUCGCGUGCUCGCAAGCUAUACGAAGUCUGAUCUUCAGAGAUUGCGGGUGUGAAUUGUUUAUUUCGCCGGUUUGUUAACAAUGAGCGUUGUUAACGGAUUACUGCGCGUCGGCCGGCUAAUUAGGCCGUCUACAACGCUUGCCAGAUGUUUGCUGCCGGCUACCGGUGGUCCUCAAUCGGCAUGGGCCACCCUCGGACAAGUGCAUCAACAGCCGCAGCGAUCGUGGCUUUCCGCCCACCGGACACUGAGCACCAAGGUGGCGGAAGAAGGAUAUCACACGAUUAUACGCGACCAAGAGAAAGCAGUUGGGACGAGCGACAAGCACGAGUUCCAGGCGGAAACGCGCAUGCUGCUCGACAUCGUGGCCCGUUCGCUCUACUCCGACAAGGAGGUGUUUGUCCGGGAGCUCGUAUCGAACGCUAGCGAUGCGCUGGAAAAGUUCCGCUUUCUCGUGCAAACAUCCACCGGCGCGGCCAGCGAUGGUGAGACGGGUGAAUUCGCGGAAGCGGACCGAUCGCUCGAAAUACACAUCGGCACGAACAAGCAGGACCGUCAGCUAACGAUCCAGGACACCGGCAUCGGGAUGACGCGGGAAGAGCUGGUUGCCAAUCUCGGCACCAUUGCCCGAUCCGGCUCGAAACAGUUCAUGGAGCAGCUGAAGGAGAGUGGGCGCGGAACGCAGGAAAACGUGCAAAACAUUAUCGGCCAGUUUGGCGUUGGGUUUUACUCGGCGUUCAUGGUAGCGGAUCGGGUGGACGUGUACACCCGCUCGUCCCGGGCCGGUGCGCCCGGCCUCAAGUGGUCGUCCGAUGGUUCGGGUACGUUCGAAAUUCAGGAGGCAGAGAAUGUGGCCAUCGGCACCAAGAUUGUGAUCCAUCUGAAGGCGGACUGUCGGGAGUUUGCGGACGAGGACCGGAUCCGGGAGGUGAUCCGGCGCUACAGCAACUUCGUGGGCAGUCCCAUCUUCUUGAACGGCAAGCAGGCGAACCAGAUCCAGCCGAUCUGGCUGAUGGAACCGAAGCAGGUGACGCCCGAGCAGCACAACGAGUUCUACCGGUUCGUGGGCAACACGUUCGACACGCCCCGCUUUACGCUGCACUACAAAACGGACGUUCCGCUCAGCAUUCGGGCGCUGCUGUACUUCCCCGAAGGUAAGCCGGGCCUGUUCGAGAUGUCGCGCGAUGCGGACGGCGGUGUGGCCCUGUACACGCGCAAAGUUCUGAUCCAAUCCAAGACGGAGAACCUGCUGCCCAAGUGGCUACGCUUCCUGAAGGGCGUCGUCGAUUCGGAAGACAUUCCGCUCAAUCUGAGCCGCGAGCUGCUGCAAAACAGUGCGCUCAUUCGGAAGCUGCGCACGGCGCUAACGAACCGCACGCUGCGCUUCCUGCACGACCGCUCGCAAAAGGAACCGGAAAGCUACGACAAGUUCUACAAAGACUACGGGCUCUUCCUAAAGGAAGGCAUCGUGACCAGCCAGGAGCAGCAGGAAAAGGAAGAGAUCGCCAAGCUGCUGCGGUUCGAAACGAGCAAGGAACCGAACCGGACGGUAUCGCUGCCCGAGUACUGCCAGCGGCAGGCGGAAGGCCAGAAGGAUAUCUACUAUCUAGCCGCGCCGAAUCGUACCCUGGCGGAAGCUUCCCCGUACUAUGAGUCGCUGAAGAAGCGUGGCAUCGAGGUGCUGUUCUGUUACGAAGCGUACGAUGAGCUGGUGCUGAUGCAGCUCGGCAUGUAUUUGGGCAAGAAUUUGGUGUCGGUGGAGAAGGAGAUGCGCCGUUCGGAUGCGUCGACCGAUGGGAAGGAUGCGGACGGGCUGAUCGAAGGUUCGCUGCUGAAAACGCAAAUCGAUGAGCUGCUGCCGUGGCUGAAGGACAAACUUACCGGCAAGGUGUCGAACGUGAAGACGACCGGCAAGCUCGAUACGCAUCCGUGUGUGGUGACGGUGGAGGAGAUGGCCGCUGCCCGGCACUUUAUCAAAACGCAGAGCCACAACAUUAGCGAAGAGAACCGUUACGCACUGUUGCAGCCGCAGUUUGAAAUCAAUCCCAAACAUCCCAUCAUUAAGAAGCUACACAAACUAACGAGUAGCGAUCCGGAACUGGCCGAACUGCUGGCCAAGCAGCUGUUCUCGAACGCGAUGGUGGGCGCCGGUUUGGUGGACGAUCCGCGCAUGCUGCUGACGAGCAUGAACGAUCUGCUGCAAAAGGUACUUGAUAAGCAUUAGUGGGGGAUAAGGGCACUAGGCCACCGCCCACUCGCACUGUUUACUGUUUCAUUUAAGGCUAGGUGAUACGACGAGAUGUGGUGCUGUUAAAAUAAAGCUCUUUAAAAUGGUAUGGUUCGAACAAAAA
Messenger RNA from Anopheles merus, 2357 nucleotides. RefSeq names its product heat shock protein 75 kDa, mitochondrial (gene Trap1). Gene Ontology annotation, molecular function: ATP binding; ATP-dependent protein folding chaperone; protein kinase binding. The record is from RefSeq and is a predicted model, not a curated record. The transcript is spliced from 3 exons. NCBI's taxonomy places the organism in Eukaryota, Metazoa, Arthropoda, Insecta, Diptera, Culicidae. The coding region runs from base 89 to 2230 and encodes 713 amino acids. Gene Ontology annotation, biological process: protein folding. Gene Ontology annotation, cellular component: mitochondrial inner membrane.